CUGAGCACAGCGAGAGGCUUCCAGAGCAACACCAUGUCUCUGUACCGCAACUCCGCCUGGUUCCUGAAGGGAGUCACCGAGUUCACCAGGAAUGCCUUCCUGUCGGCCUCCAAGAGGUUUGUGGAGAAGGACCUGGAGGUGUCCGUGGCUGGACGCGUCUUCAUGAUAACAGGAGCCAACAGUGGCAUUGGGAAAGCUACUGCCAUGGCCAUCGCUAAGAAAGGUGGAACGGUCCACAUGGUGUGCAGGAACAAGGACAAGGCCGAGGAGGCGAGGGCUGAUAUUGUCAAGGAGUCUGGAAAUAAAGAGGUGUAUGUCCACAUCCUGGACCUGUCAGAGACCAAGAAGGUCUGGGAGUUUGCUGAAGGCUUCAAGAGAAAGUACAAGACCCUCAAUGUGCUGAUUAAUAACGCAGGCGCCAUCAUGAGUCAGAGGGAUGUGAAUGCUGAGGGGCUUGAGAAAAGCUUCGCCACCAACGUCCUCGGGGUUUACAUUCUCACCAAAAGCCUCAUCCCUUUACUGGAGAAGAGCACAGAUCCCAGAGUGAUCACGGUGUCAUCAGGGGGAAUGUUGGUGCAGAAGCUCAGGACGGGAAACCUGCAGUCGGACAGGGGCCGCUAUGACGGCACCAUGGUCUAUGCCCAGCACAAAAGGCAGCAGGUGGUGAUGACAGAGCAGUUUGCAAAGACUCACACUAACAUCCACUUCUCCGUCAUGCAUCCUGGCUGGGUUGAUACUCCAGCGGUGGCCAAUGCCAUGCCAGACUUCCAUAGCUCCAUGAAGGACAGCCUGCGGGCCCCGGAGCAGGGGGCCGACACCGUUGUUUGGCUGGCUGUUUCUGAGGCAGCAACCACAAACCCCAGUGGACGUUUCUACCAGGAUCGAAAGAUGGUGUCCACCCACCUGCCGCUGGCAUGGACCCACAGCUCUGCACUGGAGGAGCAGAAGUUAAUGUCUCUGCUGGAGGACUUGGCCAAGACGUUUCAGCCACACUGAGACAGUGGGAACUGGAUACCAGUACAACACCAACACUAACACCAUCCAUUCACACUGACAGAGGCUGGGCUCAGUAUUUCAUCCCAGAGAUGAUGAUAACAUGCUCCACAAGAGGGAACAGAUCUGGGUUUAUUUUAUUCAAGGCAUUUAGAGCGCUAACACAACCUGUGGUUGAUGUCUUAAAAUGUGAAGAUAUACAGGUGCAUCUCAAAAACUUAAAAUAUUGUGAAAAAGUUCAAUAUUUUCCAGCAGUUAUUUCAGAAAGUGAACAUUUAAUAUAUUCUAGACUCAUUACAUAAACUAAAAUGUUUCAAGCAUUUUUCUAUUUUAAUUUUGAUAAUCAUGGCCUACAGCUAGAAAAAUGAAAAAAUCAAACAAACCAAAUAAACAUAUUUCAAAAUAUCAGAAACACCCAACCGACAGCUGAAGGCCGCUAUCAAAGCAACCUGGACUUCAGUAACACCUCAGCAGUGUCACAGGUUGAUCGCCUCCGUGCCACACCACAUUGAUGCAGUAAUUCAUAGUAAAGGAGCCUCAACCAAGUACUGAGUAUAUAAAUGAAUAUACUUGUCAGAAGUUGAACAUUU
Messenger RNA from Plectropomus leopardus (leopard coralgrouper), 1583 nucleotides. RefSeq names its product dehydrogenase/reductase 12-like a (gene dhrs12la). NCBI's taxonomy places the organism in Eukaryota, Metazoa, Chordata, Actinopteri, Perciformes, Serranidae. The record is from RefSeq and is a predicted model, not a curated record.